Messenger RNA from Somion occarium, 1593 nucleotides. The record is from the annotation of a GenBank genome assembly. Lineage: Eukaryota; Fungi; Basidiomycota; Agaricomycetes; Polyporales; Cerrenaceae.
GCAGGUCAUGUCUGUGAUGUAAGCGCGAAGGUUGAGUGCGGAGAGCGGUUCGUCAUAUGCAGCUGCAGUCUGUUCCUGACCAUCUCCCUCUCUUCUCGUCUGCACGACGCUCUUUCCUUUCCUUAUACUCGUAAAGCUUUAUACUUUCCUUCAUAUUCUCUGCAAGCCCUCCUUCAUCCUUGCCCGCCGCUUCAUCAACAUCUCUGAAUGGAGACGCGAAGUACUUUCUCUACCGCGACACGGACACUGUCGGCAUCGUCCCUCAGGGAACGGCUCACCAGCAUCUCCACUCUGACCACUGCACCUUUACGUCCGCUGCCCAGAAUACAUGCCAAUAUCGACUUUGUCCCAGCGAAGAUCCCGAGAAGACGGAGGUUGCAGACGUUGGCGGUGGCAAUAUGGUCGACCAUGAUAGCCAUUACGACUUUCUUGUUCCUGGUAUUAGCUUCGUUUCCCCCACUCUGGCCUGUACUGGCUUGGUAUAUGCUAUGGGUAUUAUAUGUCGAUCACAGCCCGGAAAAGGGGGGAAGGAUAAGUCCCUGGUUUAGGUCUAUAAAGUUCUGGAAGUACUUCUCUGAUUACUAUCCUGCAUCUUUCCUGAAGACUUGUGAUCUUCCGGCUGAUAGACCUUAUGUUUUCGGUUAUCAUCCCCAUGGUAUCAUUGGAAUGGGUGCAAUGUGCACAUUCGCAACUGAAGCCAUAGGUUUCUCAGAAGCAUUCCCCGGCAUUGUCCCCCACCUCCUAACCCUGACAUCCAACUUCCGAGUUCCAUUUUAUCGUGACGUCCUCCUGGCAAUGGGUGUCUGUUCAGUUAGCAGACAGUCAUGUUCGAAUAUUCUCAAUGGGGGCCCGGGGCAGUCCAUCACGAUUGUUGUCGGGGGUGCCGCUGAAAGCUUGAGUGCCCACCCGGGAACUGCGGAUCUGACAUUGAGAAAGAGGCUGGGUUUUAUCAAAGUCGCCAUUCAACACGGAGCCGAUUUGGUUCCCGUGUUUUCAUUCGGAGAGAACGACAUCUAUGAACAAAUGCCGAACGAGAAAGGAACCACAGUUUAUACCCUACAAAAGAAGUUCCAAAACGUUUUCGGUUUCACGUUGCCUCUCUUCCACGGCCGAGGGCUUUUAAAUUAUAAUCUUGGCCUCUUGCCGUAUCGACGACGAAUUGUUGCAGUUAUUGGAAGACCUAUACCAGUUGAGAAAUGCGAAAAACCGACACUUGAUGAGGUUAGGCGGGUACAGGAGCGAUACAUUGAAGAGCUCAUGUGGAUUUGGCAUACCUAUAAAGAUCAGUUCGCGCGCACGCGGAGGCGGGAACUUAACAUUGUGGAAUGAUCACUCUCCCGGGUGCAUAUUCAUUACUCGCAUCAGACUGCAUUAAGUUGCAUUACCUUGUAUCAUAUAGAUGGUUUUCUGGAUUUUUGAUAUCCACGUUGGCAUUUGGGCUGACACGCAUUAUACGCAUACGAACAAUGUAUAUGAUAGCUUAGACUUGCAACCGCCUCCAACCAGACCUGAGUGAAUCCAGUUCUCUACCGUUUGUAGCUCUAUAGUUGGUGUACUCGAACAUUGUACGCGAUAUUUACAUACUGUAUCUUC